AUGGAGAUCGAUCAGGCGCAGGCCACUGAACGAAGGAGGCAAGUUGAAGCACCAACAACCAAAGCAGCGAACAACGUGGGCAAGAAGAAAUCUAGGUUGGACCUGCUCAUAACCGCAUGUUGUGGCAAACACACAAUCUCUCUGGGAAAAUCCAAAGGAAUUCUCACAAAGUCACUAGCACCGUUACAAGGGUUGGAUGAGAACGAUGAAGAUGGAGACAUCGCCACCAGAAAAGCCACCCCGGGAGCCACCGACGCCACCGUCACGGUAACGAUCAAGAGAAGUGUCCACGUGACGGCGUUGAGCAACGGCGAGGGUAGUGUGGACGCCACUCGCCGGAAAAAAGAAUGGAAGCAGAGGAGGGACAUGAUCGUGGAGAAGUGA
Molecule: messenger RNA, 384 nt
Organism: Sphenostylis stenocarpa
Lineage: Eukaryota; Viridiplantae; Streptophyta; Magnoliopsida; Fabales; Fabaceae
Source: the annotation of a GenBank genome assembly